UUAGCUACAACGAAAAUGAAUUGCAAGAUUGAAUUCAUGAGCUUCCUCGUGAUGACUUCAAUAGUCAUCCUAUUUCUCUUUGUUUCAGGGAAAGUUGAAGCUGAACCCCAAUGCAUUGGAUCAUGUGAAAUGCUUGCUGACUGUAACACGGCUUGUAUCAGGAUGGGAUACUUAUUUGGCCAAUGCGUUGGCUGGAAAACUCCCGAUAUGUGUUGUUGCAACCAUUGAAUGUUUCGAAUCUUAAAUGUACGUAUUGAAAAUCAUCAACAAAAACUCUUUAAUAUCUUGAUUAAUAAUUUAUUAUAAUACUACUAUAUAACAA
Messenger RNA from Arabidopsis thaliana (thale cress), 322 nucleotides. RefSeq names its product low-molecular-weight cysteine-rich 44 (gene LCR44). The record is from RefSeq and is marked reviewed. The coding region runs from base 16 to 228 and encodes 70 amino acids. Lineage: Eukaryota; Viridiplantae; Streptophyta; Magnoliopsida; Brassicales; Brassicaceae. Gene Ontology annotation, cellular component: extracellular region. The transcript has 2 exons.